This is a messenger RNA of Ambispora gerdemannii, 260 nucleotides long. The record is from the annotation of a GenBank genome assembly. Lineage: Eukaryota; Fungi; Glomeromycota; Glomeromycetes; Archaeosporales; Ambisporaceae.
CUCAUAUACAAACUAUUCCCACUCACGAACACACAUCAUCAACAAUGCCGCAUGACGUUAAACAAAAAGACGAUAAAUGUCAUAAAGAAGCUUGUGAAAUACAAACAUGUCUCUCUCAACAUAACUAUAAUGAACAAAAAUGCGAAGACGUGAUCAAUAAAUUUCGAGAAUGUUGUUAUAAACUGAGUGAGAUUGGCGGACAGAGUGUUUCUUGUUCUGGUGUAGUGCGAAAGAAGAAACAAGUAAACAUUGAAGAAUGA